Messenger RNA from Trichoplusia ni (cabbage looper), 2514 nucleotides. RefSeq lists its product as uncharacterized. Lineage: Eukaryota; Metazoa; Arthropoda; Insecta; Lepidoptera; Noctuidae. The coding region runs from base 625 to 1758 and encodes 377 amino acids. The record is from RefSeq and is a predicted model, not a curated record. The transcript has 8 exons.
UUCUUCCCAUCCCUAAAGCUGAUGGUCUAAAGUACUUAGAUCGUACCUACUCGAUGUGGAGAGCCAAGGAUCGGGUUGAUUGGGGGCAAUUCGGGAAAAGCCUCCGCUUAACAGAAAAUAAUAAAAAAGGAAACUGAAUAAAAAUUGAGGCCUUCUUUGGGGGUGUAGGAUCUACCAUUAAUUUUGCAAAAUACUUAGGUAUCUAAUGAGUGCUAAUUCCUUAACCCUGCAAUAUCUUCAAAACUGUUAUUCGACGAUAAUAAUCAAAUCUUUCAGAGUUUUCAAGGGGAAUCUUUCAUCUAGGAUUGAUUGUACUACAGCCCAAUGUGCAAACAAUCACGGCUACAUUCAGUACACUUUGAUCCACCCUUGCUGUUCGAAAACCAUCACAACUUGAUCAGUCUUCUCAUCUCAAAAGCUUUUCAUUCAAAAAGGUUGGCUUACCUUACCACCUGUAUGUGCCAUCAAGAAAGCUAGUAUAAAACGAGUACGGGUUGAUGUUUCGCGUAUACUCGCUCGCCACAAGGUCAAGUGCGAGCGUCCGAGUCAUUGCUCUUCGCGUACAUCGCAUAGUUGCGCCGGCGCAGCUAUUAGUGCUCGGAGAUCCACGGAGCGCGGUACAACAUGAGGGCACAACUGUUCUUAGGAUUCUUCGUGUGGGCAACAGCCGUCGCCCUUGACAGCGGAGACAAUAAAUUUAUGAAAGAUUAUGCUAUGUUAAAGAUAUAUGAGAGCUGCUUCGGCACCGCUUUAUUAAAACAAAUCACCAAAGAACUGAAGGACGCAUAUGCAAAAUGUUCAACAGCGCCACCUAUGAAAGAACCGUUGAACUCACACAUACCACCAUUGUUCCUAAGCAAGCUGCCGCCCGGCUUCGCUAUGGACCCUAAUACGCAAACCAUUACCAAACCGCUAGAUGGCGCUGUCCCAAACAAAGACGAAGAUGGUCCUAUAAUUCAAGAUCAAGGACAACAACCACAAAAACAAACGUUAGGAGGAGUUUUAACUUUUAGACCAAAUGGUGUAAAUGGCCCAUUCCCUCAGCCCCAGGCGGCGGUACCGCCCUACAUGAUCCCUACACAGUUCCGGCCCUACAGCGCGAACCCUUACUACCAGAUGCCCUACAACACGCCCGUGUUCUACCCACCGAAUGUGCCCUACAACCCCUACUUCGCGCAGCAGCAGUACCAGCAAGGAUACUACCAGCAGCAACAGCCUUUCUUCGCGAACAAUAGGAUGUCGCGCCACCUCGGCCUCCGCGCCCGCCUGGCGCUCAACGCCCGCGGCCAGCAGAACCAGAACGUGACGUGCGUGAUGCAGGAGCUCGGCUACAUCGACAGCAACAUGGAGCCCAACUACGAGCAGAUCACGCAGAGGAUUAACAACCUGCCCGUCUCUAAUGAGCUCAAGGGUGACAUUCAAGAAGGAUUACAGUUCUGUCAGAAGUUCUCGCAAUGUGUGCCGGAAGACAAGCGUGACAUCGUGCCUCGUCCUCAAGAACAGAUCAGAGCAAUCUUCUUCUUCCGUUGUUACAAACAUAAGAAGUUGGAGGCUUGCAUCAUGAAGGAUAUCAACCAGCACUUCAACAAGGAAUACAUGUUUGACUCUGACACUGACUUCGCCCUCUCCCGACAAGCCCGCUCUGUCCGCGACGUGCCUCUCCGCGACCCCAGCAUUGAAGCCCUCGAGGAGAUGGAAGUCUACCUCUACGACUACCUGAGCGGCGGCGGCGGCUUCGACUUCGACUUGUACAUCUAAGACUGAGCCCUAGUUUUAGUCCAGUUCAGUCAUUAUUAGAAUAAGUGACGUCAUUCAUCUUAGUGUAAGUCCUAUGUAGUUUAUUAUGUACGUACACAGUUGGAUCGUAAGACAAAGUUUUGCAUGAGGCUUUAGAUUAAGGUCGCUAUUUGAAAAAGCAGGAUUAUACUCUAGUUCUUCAGCACAAGGUCUAAUCUUAGCGACCAAUAGAUAUUCUAACAACUGGAGUUUUACAGAUCAUGUCAAAUAGCUUAGCCACCUUAUGUUUGAACUAUUUAGGACAGAAAAUAUAUAAGGAGUUCCGCAAGGCGAUUCCCUAGGUCCAGCCUUGAGAUCAAAUCUCACAGUAAUGAAUGAAUUGUAAUUCUUAUUUUUUAUUUUGAGUUCUGCUUCGGCUGUCUUCAACAUACGUAUCUUAAUUCCUAUUUAAGCGUAUAUCUAUGUAAGCGAGCCAAGUUUGGCCAAUUAAGGUUAUGAAACAAAUGCUCAAUAAAAAGAUCGAUUUAAUUGUAGGUACCUAGAUAUAUAUUUUUUAUUUAUUUGGUUUACUUUUCGCCAUUGAAUGCAUUUAAUAUUUGUAAGCAAUGAUAAAUGAUAGAAUAUUAACAUAUCAAGUUGACUAUCAUAGGGCUUGGGAAAAACCGGGACGUUUGCUUCGAUAAUAAUACGUAACAAAAUAAGAUAUUAAAAAUGGAUAAUUACUAAAAUCCGAUGAGUCCAAAUAAGAAAAUAGAUGAAACUAAAUAAAGAUAAGAA